This is a messenger RNA of Oryza brachyantha (malo sina), 1552 nucleotides long. Its product is annotated as magnesium-protoporphyrin IX monomethyl ester [oxidative] cyclase, chloroplastic. Lineage: Eukaryota; Viridiplantae; Streptophyta; Magnoliopsida; Poales; Poaceae. Gene Ontology annotation, molecular function: magnesium-protoporphyrin IX monomethyl ester (oxidative) cyclase activity; metal ion binding. The record is from RefSeq and is a predicted model, not a curated record. Bases 32 to 1282 code for a protein of 416 amino acids. Gene Ontology annotation, biological process: photosynthesis; chlorophyll biosynthetic process. The transcript has 5 exons. Gene Ontology annotation, cellular component: chloroplast thylakoid membrane.
CCCUCCCGCCACCGCCAAGGUGUUCGACCAAAUGGCAUCCUCCGCCGCCAUGGACCUCUCCCUCCUCAACCCGGCGGCAAUGCGCCGCCACGCCGCCUCCGCCAGGCCCCGCGUCGCACCCUCGGCCGCUGCCGCCCUCGGGCGGCGCGUCGUGCGGUUCCGCGUGGCGGCGUCGUCGUCGGGGACGGCCGCGGGCGCGAAGCCCGCGGCCAAGAAGCGCGGGAAGACGGAGAUCCAGGAGACGCUGCUGACGCCGCGGUUCUACACCACCGACUUCGACGAGAUGGAGCGGCUCUUCAACGCCGAGAUCAACAAGCAGCUCAACCAGGAGGAGUUCGACGCGCUGCUGCAGGAGUUCAAGACGGACUACAACCAGACCCACUUCGUCCGCAACCCGGAGUUCAAGGCCGCCGCCGACAAGAUGGAGGGCCCCCUCCGCCAGAUCUUCGUCGAGUUCCUCGAGCGCUCCUGCACCGCGGAGUUCUCCGGGUUCCUGCUCUACAAGGAGCUCGGCCGCAGGCUCAAGAAAACGAACCCGGUGGUGGCCGAGAUCUUCUCGCUCAUGUCCAGGGAUGAGGCCCGUCACGCUGGGUUCUUGAACAAGGGGCUGUCUGAUUUCAACUUGGCACUGGACCUCGGGUUCUUGACCAAGGCCAGGAAGUACACCUUCUUCAAGCCCAAGUUCAUCUUCUACGCGACCUACCUGUCGGAGAAGAUUGGGUAUUGGAGGUACAUCACCAUCUUCAGGCACCUCAAGGCGAACCCGGAGUACCAGGUGUACCCCAUCUUCAAGUACUUCGAGAACUGGUGCCAGGAUGAGAACCGGCACGGCGAUUUCUUCUCCGCGCUGCUCAAGGCGCAGCCGCAGUUCCUCAACGACUGGAAGGCGAAGCUCUGGUCACGGUUCUUCUGCCUCUCGGUGUAUGUGACCAUGUACCUAAAUGAUUGCCAGCGCACUGCAUUCUAUGAAGGAAUUGGCCUGGACACCAAAGAAUUCGACAUGCAUGUGAUCAUUGAGACCAACCGCACAACAGCAAGGAUUUUCCCAGCUGUUCUUGAUGUUGAGAACCCUGAAUUCAAGAGGAAGCUAGACAGGAUGGUUGAGAUCAACCAAAAGAUCCUUGCUAUAGGACAGUCUGACGAUAUCCCCCUGGUGAAGAACCUGAAGAGGAUUCCUCAUAUCGCCGCGCUGGUGUCGGAGAUCAUUGCUGCGUACCUCAUGCCCCCGAUCGAAUCUGGCUCCGUCGAUUUUGCUGAAUUCGAGCCCCAGCUUGUUUACUGAUUUAGUAGGGAUGAUCAUCUCCAACCUUGUCCUUCAAGAGGCAUGCUGAUACUCUCUGCCUGGGGGCUUUGAGCGAUGAGAUGAUGGGUUGUUAGCAGAAUCUGCACCUUGUGUGUUCCUUUGUAAAGUAUUUAGACUUCAACAAUGUACCAUUUGACAAGCUUUUGUUAUGAUCUCCAUGUAAAUGGCAGUGAACUGCAUCACAAUGGGGGUCACAGUUUUCCAACGGAAGGAGAAUUAUUUGAUGUUUUCUUGAUACUUGAUACUUAA